Molecule: messenger RNA, 2269 nt
Organism: Ornithodoros turicata
Lineage: Eukaryota; Metazoa; Arthropoda; Arachnida; Ixodida; Argasidae
Product: neprilysin-1-like
Exons: 3
Coding region: 131-2251 (706 amino acids)
Biological process (GO): protein processing
Cellular component (GO): plasma membrane
Molecular function (GO): metalloendopeptidase activity
Source: RefSeq, a predicted model, not a curated record
GUGGCCAAUCUCCCUUAGUGGCUCAAGGCCAUCAUCUCCUUGGGAAGAAGUGGAUAACGGCCACUGCUCCGACGACGACGAAGAAGAAGAAUUCAAGAAUUCCAACAACGCCUUGGCGACUUCAGUAUGAAUGGCAGGUAGUCUUCUUCACGACGCUGCGUCUCGGGUUGAAAACCGCCAGGCCUGCGGCGACCACUUCUUCCCUGAGGCCGCCACAAUGACUGACUCUGAGAAAAUAGGUCGAGCAGCGAAUAAUUCCGGAGCUCUGAUCAAGCGGCACGCUUGGACCGCGUUCACCUUCGUCGCUGUCGUCCUUCUGGUCUGUCUCCUGGGCCUUUGUCUGCACCUAGGAAGAAGGCUUACCAAAGGCCGCUGGACCGAGCCGUGGUCACCUUGCCAGACGCCCGCUUGUCGUGUGUACGGGCAGAUGCUCAAUGAUACGGUCAAUCUGUCCCUAGACCCGUGUCGGGACUUCUACAAGCACGUCUGCGACGGUUGGAAUCGACGGCACGCUGACUCUGUUCGUGAUGCGCUGUUCGAUAAUGUGCUGCGUGAAAUGAUCAAGGUGAUUCAUAACGUAACAGUUCCCGAAGGAGGUCAGACCGCCGUCGAGAAGGCUGCCCGCUUCUUCCAGUCGUGUGAAGCAUCCGUGCUUGACGGGAAAGACGAAUUAGAACAACUGAAAACAUUUAUGCGUGAGCAACAGGUCUUGUGGCCCGGAGUCUCUCAGCCCGCUGAUCCCGUAUCUACCGUUUUCCGUCUCAGCUUGUUCAUGAGCACAGUUUUUGAUGUGGAAACUUUACUAACCGACGAUUCGGCCUUCGUUAUGAUCAAACCUUCCAGUCGCUUCAAGACAUUGUACCAAAGGAGGCAGCAAAUCUUAUCGACGGGCACAUACGAGGUCUUCUUCAACAUGCACGUGAGUGCUUUUGAGGAGAAGAACAGAGCUUUUAUGACAUUUCCGGUGCUCAUAAGAGUUGAAAAUAAAGUCACGGAGCGGCUUCACAAUGCAUUUCCUUCGAAGUCCGAAGACGGUCUGGUGAUGUCACCAAAGCAUCUGGCGAACCUCAGUUCGAUAUACUCGGAGAAAAAGUGGCAUGACGUGAUCCUCAAAGGGCUUCAUCUACCACGGGGAAAUGCCUCUCUUUAUCUCGUCGUUUCGAAUGUCGCCUACUUCACCGAGUUUUUAAAACUUGCGCAAGACAUCGGAGAAGGCGCCAUGGAGUUCUACGUGGGGUGGUGCUUCGCUCAGAUGUCUUCGCUCUACGUUAACCAGAGGUUCGCAACGGCUGCGUUCGGGGACGCAGCUCUGGCUAGGAAUCUACAAAGGAAAGAGUGCUUGCUACACGUCUCCUCUUUCAUGGGCUGGGCUGUCGUGGCACCCGCAAUGAGAGCUCAUUUCCCCGGUCGCCUCCAAGAACGGAUUGUCGAUUUAUUCCGCAACAUCAGCCAGCGUUUCCGUGAGGAUAUCGCACCAUUUUCUUGGCUGCGCAUACAUUAUCCGUCUGUCUUCAAAAACAUGGACCGCAGAGAAGAGUUCCUGAAGUACUUCGGGAACUUUCGUGACGCAAGCGAUAACGUAAUAACUAUGCAAGAUCUCGACGAGUACUACGACGAGUUCGGAGACAUGGAGACGUCUUUCGUCGCGAACUGGGUUAACGCGGCCCACGCCCUGCGCGAGUCGAAGAGGAAGAUCCGUGAGUUCUCCUUCUUACACGAGACGUUCAUGAACGCGGAAGGGUACAUUGUGGUCCGCACGUCCACGUUCGCGGUCCUGCCCCAGUCGAUUCUGCCACCGUUCUACAGUCUCGAUGCUCCAACAAGCAUCAAGUACGGUGGCCUCGGAUCGAUUCUAAGUUACGGGCUAUCCGGCGUAGCCGUUUCACUUUCCAGAGCUACGGGCAAGGUCAGCGACGCCGAGUACGCGAGCAUGGAAGCCUGCCUGCCAGAAUCACCCGUUGCGCAGAGGACUUUCAAUAUGUGGUUUGCGUUCAACGCUGUCUGGAAGGCGUUUCAGGACACCAGGUCGGCAAAGGACAUGAGACUGGCAGGAUUCAGGAACUAUUCCGAAAGUCAAGUAUUCUUCGCGUGGUGGUGCUAUGGUUUCUGCGGUAACAAUGUUCCUCACGCUGCCUCGCUCUGUAACGACGUGCUCGGAGCCACGGAGCAAUUUUCUGACGCUUUUGAAUGCGCUAAAGGAUCGCCAAUGAAUCCAGAAAAGAAGUGUUUGGUUAAUACUAUGGAGAAAUAAAUAUGUUCUGUAUCUGCA